AUGGUAUUUCUCCUGCUGCUGCUGCUGCUGAUGCUGCUGAUGCUGAUGCUGCUGCUGCUGCUGAUGCUGCUGAUGCUGAUGCUGAUGCUGCUGCUGCUGCUGAUGCUGCUGCUGAUGAUGAUGAUGAUGAUGGUGGUCGUGGUGGUGGUGGUAGUGGUGGUGGUGGUGCUGCUGAUGGUGGUGGAGGUGCUGCUGCUGCUGAUGGUGCUGCUGCUGCGGCUGCUGCUGCUGCUGCUGAUGGUCGUGUUGGUUGUGGUAGUGGUGCUGUUGCUGGUGCUGAUGCGGUUUGGAGGAGGGCCAGCACCAGCAACAGCAGCAGCAGCAGCAGCAGCAGCAACAGCAGCAGUAGCAGCAGUAGCAGCAGCAACAGGAGCAGAAGCAGCACUACCGCUACCAAUACCUGUAGCAGCUUAUGUAGUAGUAGCAGCAGCAGCAGCAGCAGCAGCAGCAGCAGCAGCAGCAGCAGGAGCAGCAGCAGCAGCAGCAGCAUAA
Eimeria mitis is the source of this 492-nucleotide messenger RNA. RefSeq lists its product as uncharacterized. Lineage: Eukaryota; Apicomplexa; Conoidasida; Eucoccidiorida; Eimeriidae. Bases 1 to 492 code for a protein of 163 amino acids. The transcript has 3 exons. The record is from RefSeq and is a predicted model, not a curated record.